Molecule: messenger RNA, 363 nt
Organism: Gongylonema pulchrum
Lineage: Eukaryota; Metazoa; Nematoda; Chromadorea; Rhabditida; Gongylonematidae
Source: the annotation of a GenBank genome assembly
CUGCCGGCUCAUCAACGAUCGUUAUUCGACGCGAUUUACGACAAAGAUGCCUAUGAGCACAUGCGGCUUCUAGAGCAGAAGUAUCAGGUAAGGGAGAAUUUUCUGGCCCUUCAGGAUGAAAUUAACGGCGAAAUGCGAUAUAUUCUGGUGGAAUGGCUCUCUGAUGUAAUUACGGAUUUCAGUUUAAGCAUGGAUUCACUACAUUUGGCAGUUUCGAUUGUCGAUCGAACUCUCAUUGCGCUACAGUGUCCGCGAUCGCAACUGCAGCUGGUUGGCUCCGCGGCCAUGGUGCUCGCUUCGAAGAUGGAAGAUGCUGAAUCAGUGAGUGCAGACCAAAUGGCAAAAGCAACCGACAACACUUAC